Molecule: messenger RNA, 1357 nt
Organism: Anopheles darlingi
Lineage: Eukaryota; Metazoa; Arthropoda; Insecta; Diptera; Culicidae
Product: CLIP domain-containing serine protease 14D-like
Exons: 4
Coding region: 110-1228 (372 amino acids)
Biological process (GO): proteolysis
Molecular function (GO): serine-type endopeptidase activity
Source: RefSeq, a predicted model, not a curated record
UCAGUAGCAGCAACGGGCGAGCAGCUAUUGAAUAGCGAACAUAAAAGCUCCAGCGUGCCUACGAGCAAGUGCUAAGCGGUCCUCGAUCGUAACGAUUCCUCACGUCAAAAUGGCGCUAGCGAACUACGAAUCGCUAAUAGCAGCGCUGCUACUAGUGUGUGCUUGCUGUUCGUCAACAUGGGCACUAAACAUGCACGACGAGUGUCAGACGCCGGAAAACAAGCAGGGAACAUGCGUGCUAUUGCGAUCAUGUGCCUCUGUCCGCAAUCUGCUACUGAAGCCCGAUCAGACUGCCGAAGAUCGUGACUAUCUGAUGAAAUCCCAGUGUGGUAUGCAGGGCCGAUCAGUGCUUGCCUGUUGUCCGUUCUCACGCAAGCUUCCAUCACGAUUCGAUGCACCGGUAGAGCUGCCAAAACCGGGCGAGUGUGGUGUGAUGGGAGUUUCGGAGCGCAUCCACGGAGGAACGGAAGCACCGCUUGGGGCCUAUCCGUGGCUGGCAAGGAUUCAAUAUUAUAAAAGCAACAACCGCUAUGGCUUCCACUGUGGCGGCGUGCUUAUUCACCGGUCGGUCGUGUUAACCGCGGCUCACUGUAUAGAUGGUGUUCCGUCGAGCUGGAUUGUGUACCAGGUACGGCUUGGAGAGCACGAUACACAGACGACCAUCGACUGUGUCGACGAUGAAUGUGCUGAUCCAGUACGAGAUGUGCUGAUCUCGAACUAUAUCGUACAUCCCGAGUACUAUAAGGAGAAUGGCGCCGACUAUAAUGAUAUUGCGCUGCUGCAGUUAUCGGAAGCUGUCGCAUUUACCGAGUUUAUACGGCCCAUCUGUCUGCCGACGGCGGAUGCCAUUCGAGCGGACAAUCUGACGGGCAAGGUUGCAUCAGUCGCCGGUUGGGGUGCGACCGAGAAGAGCUCAUCGAGUACCAAGAAACUGCAUCUGCAGGUACCGAUCUGGGACAAUGAUGCAUGUGCCGAUGCGUACACGAAUGUGCGGCUAAGUAUCAUUCCUACACAAGUUUGCGCUGGUGGUGAGGCAGGGAAGGACUCAUGUCGUGGUGAUUCUGGUGGGCCUCUGAUGCGCUAUGCGACCUACAACGGAUCUACCAGAUACUGGUUCCUGAUUGGUGUCGUCAGUUUCGGAUUGGAGCGUUGCGGCACAUCCGGGGUUCCAGGAGUUUAUACGCGGAUUAGUGAAUACACCGACUGGGUCCUUGAGACGAUGGAAUAGAUUUGCGUAUAAAAGACCCCAGCUGAUUCGUAUGGAUUGCAUGUUGUUAUGCAAAAGCAUUAAAACAUAUCUUUAGCUAUCCCGAGUGUGACAAAUAAUAAAAUCCCCUUUGCUUUCGACUCGAACGAA